GGAGCAGUUGUGUGUCUCACCCUCGAAUACAUUUGAUCGAACGUGAGAGUAAAUGAGACCGACAGUGUGGGUAGAAAGAGGCAGAAGUCGGGUGCUCCUGGGGACAGAGGAAGAAAGAGAGUGAAGAAUAGAAGGCUGGGCGUGAGAAAGAGGUGGUAAAGACAUCAGAGCACGGUGAGCGACUGAGCGUCGUCGUCGUGAGCCUGCUGAAACACAUCGAGUGCUAGUGGCGCGGCCCCGGUGUGUGCUCUGCUGUGUGUUGUGUCGUCACGGUUAGGAUUUAUUAACAAUAACAAUAGUAAUACUAACUCUUAUAAUUUGCAAGUUAAAAAUAAUAUUUGUAUUAUUAAUAACAAUAUUAUUAUCGACUGCUUUAUUGUUUCAGUGGUAUCAAUAAAGUAUAUAUUCAUUAAAUAAUAAUAUAUAUUUGUGUGGGUGAAUAGUGUGCGUGGUCAUAUAGGGCCUCUUCAAAAUGGCAGACAGGCGGCCCGCGGAGGAAGCCGCGGCCACCGACCUGAGUGACGAUAGUCGCGUGCUUCGUGAACGACACAAAAAACGCGUGGUAGAAAAUCAUCAAUUGAUGAUGAUGACGACGACGACGAUGAAGACUGUGACGACAAAUUGUUCAAGUAAUAAUAAUAUCUGCAGUGGUUUUGGUUCUGGUUCUGGUUCUGGUUCUAGUUCUGGUGGUUGUAGUGAUACAACGUCGGUGUUAUUUGAUGUAAAUAAUCAUCCCCAUUAUCAUCAUCACAAUAAUUCUUCACGAUUUAUUGUUGAUACAACACGACCCAAUGGUAGUGAUAACGCUAGUUAUUGUCAUAAUUAUAAACAUAAUAAUAAUAUUAAUAAUAAUAAUGUUAAUCUUGAAAAUAACGGGAAUUUUGAUAAAAUUAUAUCAAAGUUUGUUAGUAAUAAAAGUGGUAAUAAUGUGUGGGAAAAUUGUGAUGUGGUUGAUGAUGAUGGUGACGGUGAUGGUGAAGAUGAGGAGGAAGACGAUGAUGAUGAUGAUGAUGAUGAUGAUGAUGAUGAUGAUGAGGAUGAGGAUGAGGAUGAUGAUGAAGAUGAUGAUGAAGACGAAGAAGAUGUACCGGAAAAUAAAUUAAAACGAAAUAAUGGAGUAAAAAAUGGUAAGAGUGUUAAUAGAAAGGCUAACAACAAGGCUGGGUUAUUGAAAAAGUCAACAAUAAUACAAAAGGAGCAGCGUAUUAGAGGUAUGGUUUUGGAGCAAAGUGUGACUGAUGAAAAUAGUAUUGAUGAUAUUGUGGUUUUAGUUAAAUACGGAGCAUCUGGAGAUUGUGAAACAGAUGGGAAUAGAGAGCCAACUUCGAUUUCAACUACGGUUGUAGAUGCUGCUGCGGCUGCUGUCGCUGUUUCAGCUAUCCCUGAAACUGUUAAAGAUUUGCACCAGCACAAGCAUAAUAACCAGCAGCAGUCGAAAAAAUCCGUGUCGAGUGAUGUCGAGGUUGUUGCUAGGUUCGGCAGUCCUUUUAAGGGACAGAUUAGAGCUGCUGAAGACACCCUCGUUGGACCCUGCGGCAAGAAGCGAUGCGCCGAUCGAUACGACAGUUCUGAGAGCUCCGACAGUGGAGUCGCAGUAUCUUGUGGAGAAUGCAGUAGUAGCGGAACAAGUGACAUUACAGAACCAGGGUCACCAUGCAGCACGAGUAGCGAUGAGGGCGUCGCAAUUCACGGUAAAGCACCAAGUCCAUUGCCAUCAAUACCCAAACUGGCACCACAGACAUCUCCCCUUCUAAAUGGGACCAGGCCCCAGUGGCCCUGGACCCCGCCGUUAGCAGAUACUGCCUGUUCGACCUACAAACGACUUAAUAGCGAACCUGAAAUAGGAACACUGCCAAAAGUAACUGCCGCUGACCCCACGGUCCGUAGUACUAAGACAUCUAAUAAACUUCAACAUAAUCAUCACCAACAACACGAACUACAGGGAAAAAUAACCGAGUACUUCAAGACUCAAAUUAAACCCCAACAGUCCAAGACAAAGAAAAAUUCAGCAGACAUGUCAGUAAUGGUAGCAAAAAAUUCCCCGGAAUUCCGUAGGCCACUCACGGUUCAACGUAAUAAAGGAGGCUUAGCAAAGUACCUGGGUGUGGUUACGCCAAACAGUAGAUCUGUUACUAAUGACUGGGAUGUUAAAUCAAUGGGAAUUCCAUCCUCGCAAUUACCGGGUAAUAAAAAAUUAUCAUCAGUAACACCCCGAGUCAGUGUAAUGAAAUUAGACAAAUUGUUUGUCAACAAAACAUUACCCGGAUUGCCGAUAUCAAGCGACGUGUUGUCGAGUAUUCCUGGCUGUAAGAUCUCAUCGCUAAGACUGACUGGUGAAGCAAGUCCUAAACCUAGUGGUGAAUCACCUCCAUCAACACCUACACCCACUUUAGAAGCCAGUGAACCACUAAACGUCGGCUUUGAUAAUAAAAUAAUUAAACCAAUAGUUAAUGAUAAUAAGAACUCUACGGGAACCUGUACCACCGUUAACAAUAAUAAUUGUAAUCAAACUGUUACGAGAUCUCUUAAUAAUAAUAUUAUUAUUAACAGUAGUAGCAAUAAUAAUAUCAAUAACAAUAAUAGUACCGGCAACGGCAUAAGUAACAUCAUCAACACCAAUAUUGUUAGUAUUAGUAAUAAUAAUGAUACUGCUAAUAACAAUAAUAAUAAUAACAAUAACAAUAAUAAUAAUAAUAGUGAUGCAAUUAAUAACAAUAAUAAUCAUCAAGAAAUAAGUAUUUUACGAUCAACGCAGCCGAGUUUAUUAGAAAUUUUUGAGAGUAAAAUCGAACCGACGAUAGUGAGGUCUGUAAAAGAAGACGAUGAAGAAGAAGAAGAGGAAGAGGAAGAUUCAUCGAGAAGCAGCGAAUCAAAGCCAUCUAGUUCACCGAUUCUUUGUGAGCCGACUACCAUAAGAUUUCCAGCCAGAGCGCCGACUAAAAAUGGCGCACGAGCAGCUGAUAGCGGAAUUUGUCGAUGGGACAAGUGUGAAGCUAACUUUGAAUGCAGCGGCGCUCUACUCGAACAUUUACAGACGGCGCACAUCAACACACAAACUGGCGGAGAUAAUUUUGUAUGCAAUUGGCAAGGUUGUAAAGUUCAAGGUAGAACUUCCUGUUCGAGAAGAUGGUUAGAGAGGCAUGUUCUUUCUCAUGGUGGCAAUAAACCGUUUAGGUGCAUCGUCGACGGAUGUGGCAACAGAUUUAGCUCACAGAUCGCUUUAGAAAGACACGUAAAUAAUCAUUUCAAUCAGCCUGAAACGAGUAGCAGUAGCAGCAGACGAAGUUGUGAAAACGGUGGUAAAUUAGUUCGGAGGAAUGGAAAGAAGUUGAGAUACAGGAGGCAGCCGUGGUCAGCGAGGUUAUUUGAUUACUUCGACAACGGAGUGAUGGAGGGCCUUCAACAUAGAUUAUUAGAAUUAGCCAAGUCAAGAACUCAAGGUCAACUGGCAAGCACACCUGGAAACUCAAUGACCCUAACUAGUCAAGUCUUAGCUAAGAGAGUUGAAACGGACGGAAAAACAAGAGUGCUGUUACGUUGGUAUCCUCAGGACAUUGCGCCAGACGAGUGGGUCCUUGAGUCAGAAGUAAUAAACACAAAACACAUAGAUAUACGUAAAGCAACAACUACCUCGAUAGACGAGGUAAGUUUGGUUUUAUAUCCUGCGGUACAAGGAGGAACACCACCAGCAACACGAGUAAAACAACGCCGAAAACCGGUUAAAAAUUCGUGAUAAUAUCAAAUAAACUUAUAAAUGAAUAAAUAUUAUAUAUAUAGAUACAGAUUUAUAUAUAUAAAUAAGAAAUAUAAAUAAGGAAGAUAAAUAACGUCUCACGCCUUAAGCUAGAGCUAAGACACAUCACGUAUAGAAAAGCUAAAGAAAUAAUUAAUGACUGAAUGACGAAAAAAUUCUUUUUUAUUUACGAUGAUGACUCAUAACUGCCAGAUUAAUUUGCAUUUACUCAAUUGCAAUUAAAUAAAUGCAGAUUAAUUUUUUGAAUCUUAUUAUAUGCGCUAUUUAUAUACACAACAGAAGACAAAUAAAAUAAUUUAGAACAAAUUUCUGAGGAACAUCAGUGGAACACACAGUGGAGUAAAUGGAACCAAGCAUCUUAAGAAAAUAAAUAAUCAUCUGAAAGAAAAUCAAGAUCGAAAUCAAGAUCAUGACCAAAAUCAAGACCAAGACCAAGAUCAAGACCAAGAGGAUUAAGAAGAAGAAAUUAAUUACGACGGAUAAAUCUCAUAUUCUAAAUGUCAAAUUGCAAUUACAUUAGCACUCUAAGGUCCUAAUUAUAUAAAUAUUAUAUAAAUUUGGGCUGUAAAUAUCUAUGUGAGGUUGAGUGAGAAUUAAUCAAUGUUCUAUUAGGUUAUAAAAUAUUUAUAAAUUAAAAUUAAAUAUGUAAUUUAAAGAACCUUAGACAUUGAUUUGAAUUCUCAGUUUAGUCUGUGAUUCAAUCCAUAGCCUCAGGUAAGUCUAGAAGUGUCAAUUUGUAUUUGGUCCGAAUAAGUGCCUCACUGUUGUGGAUCGUGGCGUUCGUUAAAACUUAAUUAAACUUAACUGACUAUUAAGUUAAGUUAAGAUAAAAUGAAAAUAAAAAUAAACUGUCUAUUUAAUAGAAAAUUGACAGUAUUUAAUAAUAACAGUUAAUAAUAAAAGUAAAGAAAGGAUGAAUGGCUAAAAAAACGUGGACAGUUUGUUUCGAAUUAUACCGAUAAUUAAAUGUUAAUCAUUAGCAUAUAAUUAUAGUACACAAAAAUAAUCACUCUGGUGGCCUUAUGUACCAAUUGUUAAUUAACAAAAAAAUAAUUAUUAUCUCAGACACUUCUAGACUUAUGUGCUAAUUUUUUCUUAUACACUGAAUCGAUUUAUUUUAAAAUUGACGAAGUUUGUACUUCCUAAAAUCUACGUCCUAAAUGGCUUUUGAAUUUAAUUAAGAGAAUUAAUCACACAGACACACACGUACACUUAUACACAAGUCAUGGAAAAUUUGACUUAAAAAGUAAUGAAUGUGAAAUUUAUUUUCUGAUUGGUCAUUAUCAGUUUAUUUAAAGAUAAAUAAUUGGUAAAAGUGAACUUAGUUUGAGGCUGUUAAAUACGAGAUUUUUUUUUUUAGUUAAAUUCAAAGUUCAAGUUAUUUAUCAAUUAUUGAUUUUUACUCCAUUAGUGUUCUCUGAUAUUUAUUUAAUGUUUAUUAAAAAUCUUGUACAGCAUAGCACAGCAGAUGUGAUUUUUAUUGACAUUUAAAUUGUUUAAUUUUUUUUUUUUUUUAAUUAUUAUAGUUAUAAAUAAGUAAAUUAAUAUGAAAUUUUAGUUCAAUUUUCACUGCCUAAUUUGAAACUUGUGAUAAACAUAGUUACCGAUUACAUAAUUUGCUCAAUAACGAUUGAAUUUUUAAAAGGUAUAUUGUUUUUUUUCUUUUUUUAAAUUUUUAAUGAUUGAGUUUUUUUUAAAUAAACUGCCCGUUAUGCUGUACGAAUACUAAAAAAAAAUAUAAAAUGAGCUGAUACCUCUUAAAAGGGGUUAGAAAUAUACGAAGGCUGUGUUUAAAUUUUUCCACGCCUCAAGCUGGGGUUAAAAAAGGACAAGUCAUGAGUUUAAUACGAAUGUUUAAUAAAAUAAAAAUUGUAAAAAAGAAGAAAAUGAUUGAUUGAGUUUACAAAUUGGUAAAUUAUCAUUUAUUCCAAGAACGUAGCCUUCUUAUUAUAUAUGAAUAUAUAUUAGUAGUAGCAAUUAAUUAAAAUUAAUCGAUGAAUUUAAUAAACAAUAUUAUUUUAUUGUAAAUUUAGUGAGGUUGCGUACGUUCUUGGACAGUGAGGAUAGUUAUUACGACAAUGUACACAUAUGUAGUUCGGUUACUUGUAAGAAUUACUUGUAAAUUGUGAGUCGGAGCUAAGAUUAGGAAUUUACGAAAAGAUAUAGAGUGAGUAAUAAGAAUAAGUAUAAGAGUAAGGAUUAAGUAUAAAAAAUU
Molecule: messenger RNA, 5969 nt
Organism: Cotesia glomerata
Lineage: Eukaryota; Metazoa; Arthropoda; Insecta; Hymenoptera; Braconidae
Gene: jing
Product: 1-phosphatidylinositol 3-phosphate 5-kinase-like
Exons: 8
Coding region: 473-3733 (1086 amino acids)
Biological process (GO): regulation of transcription by RNA polymerase II
Cellular component (GO): ESC/E(Z) complex
Source: RefSeq, a predicted model, not a curated record